GCCUUCCAGUCAAAUCAAAUCACCACGACACACACUCAACACAAAGCUCGAUCAUCAGUAGUUAGCUCACGGCUCACAAAAUUCGCAAGUGCAAUCACGCAACAGGUCCUAAGUAGCAAUGGCUUCUCUCGUGCUAGUAGUGGCUAUGGUACUGAGCCUGGCGCAGCUCUCCGUGGGGAGCAGAAGGCUGAUGGAGCUGUACAACCCCCCGGUGAGCGACCAGCUCACAUACCACCACGGCAGUGUGCUCAGUGGCGACAUCCCGGUGUCCAUCCUCUGGUACGGCAAGUUCACGCCGGCGCAGAAGUCGAUCGUCUCUGACUUCCUCCACUCGCUCACCGCUGCGCCGAGCGCAGCCACGCCCUCGGUCGGGCAGUGGUGGGGCACCAUCGACCAGCUGUACCUGUCGAACGGCGCCACGAACGGCGCCACGGCGACACGCGUGCUCCUCGACCAGCACGUGUCGGACGAGGGGUGCUCACUCGGGAAGUCGCUCACUCUGGCCCAGAUCGAGCAGCUCGCCGCGCGCGUCGGCGUCAAGAAGGGAGGCAUCGCGCUGGUCUUCACCGACGAGGACGUCACCGUGGAGGGCUUCUGCAGCAGCCGGUGCGGCAAGCACGGCUCUGGCCCCGGCGCAGAGUCCACUUACAUCUGGGCCGGAAACUCCGUGAAGCAGUGCCCGGGGCAGUGCGCGUGGCCGUUCGCGCAGCCGCUGUACGGGCCGCAGGGCAAACCCCUGGUGGCGCCCAACGGCGACGUCGGGAUGGACGGCAUGGUGAUGGUCCUCGCCACGAUGGUGGCCGGCACGGCCACCAACCCCUACGGCGACGCCUUCUACCAGGGCCCAAAGGAAGCGCCACUGGAGGCGUGCAGCGCGUGCCCAGGCGUCUACGGCAGCGGCGCCUACCCGGGCUCCCCAGGGAACCUGCUCGUCGACACCACCACCGGGGCCAGCUACAAUGCCAACGGCGCGAACGGGAGGAAGUACCUGCUUCCGGCCUUGUAUAACCCAGCGACGUCCACCUGCAACACACUGGUGUAGUCGAUUUUGUACCGGACACAGUUUCUGUACGCCUGACCAAAGCUGUACAUACGAGUUUGGAACUUGGAAGGAAUGAAAUUACUUUUUCUUCUUCUUCGAAA
Molecule: messenger RNA, 1143 nt
Organism: Phragmites australis (common reed)
Lineage: Eukaryota; Viridiplantae; Streptophyta; Magnoliopsida; Poales; Poaceae
Product: protein PHOSPHATE-INDUCED 1-like
Exons: 1
Coding region: 119-1042 (307 amino acids)
Source: RefSeq, a predicted model, not a curated record